UGCUCGCAGGGGGAGCGCCUGCCCCGCCCCGCCGGGCCGAAGUUGUGCCGUGGCAGAAGUUGCGGCCGCUUUCGAGCCGGGCGGUGCGGUCGGGGGAGCGCAUUUCGGUACCUGGUAAAUCCGGUGGCUUCAGAGAAGAGCAGCCCGGUAGCUCAGUACUUCCUUCUGCCGAUAAGAUCUUCGCCUGCGCUCGUCACGGGGGGCGGCUGCCGCCGCCGCUGCCCCGCUCGAAUCGGUCUCAGGCUCCUCCCGAGGCGAGCCGGGGAGCGGGAGAGCGGCGGGGCGGGAGGCGGCGAUGCGCGGGCCCGCGCGGCUCCCCACGGCCCCCUGCGCCCCGCGUGGUCCCGGUCCCUGCGCUGCCGGCAUAGCCGGCCGGGCGGCGGAGGCGCGGCUGGUGCCGGCAUGGGAACCUUAGGGAGAAGGAGAGAAAACCAGCAACCUGCCCAAGCAUGCAGCACGGCCCCUGAAUCAGCACUUGAGCUGAAGCAGAUCAGUCAUUGUCCCAGCCUUUCAACUUUUACCCAGGUCACGAUGGUGCCACUGGGACACUUAGCCAAAGGGGCCACUUUGGAAGAUCUGCUUGAAACCUGCAUUCAGUCUUUUGAUUUAGAAGGAAAUGCAUAUCAGAACAACCAGCUGCUAAAGAUAAUUCUGGCCAUGCAUCAGUUUAUCAUCUCUUCUGCAGACAUGCUCCAGAAACUCAUUGAUCUCUAUCUUAAUGCCUUGGAAAAUAAAUCUUCCAUGCUAUGUGUAAAGAUAUGCUAUUUUGUGAGGUAUUGGAUUACAGAAUUCUGGGUUAUGUUCAAAAUGGACUCUAAACUAUUGACAGCUAUGGAGGAAUUUCAAGAACUGGUUAAAGCUAAUGGUGAGGAGUUACACUGUCGUCUAAUUGACACAACACAAAUAAAUUCUAGGGAUUGGUCUAGAAAGCUGACACAGCGUGUAAAGGCCAACACCAGUAAGAAACGGAAAGUCUCUCUUCUUUUUGAUCACCUUGAGCCAGAGGAGCUGUCAGACCACCUUACCUAUCUUGAAUUUAAAUCUUUCAGAAGAAUAUCAUUCUCAGACUAUCAGAACUACAUUGUGAAUAGUUGUGUGAAGGAGAAUCCAACAAUGGAAAGAUCAAUUGCUCUUUGCAAUGGUAUCUCUCAGUGGGUGCAGCUAAUGGUUCUUAGCAGACCAACACCACAGCUUCGAGCUGAAGUGUUCAUCAAGUUCAUUCAUGUUGCACAGAAGCUCCACCAGCUGCAAAAUUUCAAUACAUUAAUGGCAGUGAUAGGAGGCCUCUGUCACAGUUCCAUUUCCAGACUCAAGGAAACGAGCUCAUGUGUUCCUCAUGAUGUAAUUAAGGUGUUUAAUGAAAUGACGGAACUGCUUUCGUCUUACAGAAAUUAUGAUAGUUAUCGACGUGCCUAUAACGAGUGCAGUAACUUUAAGAUCCCAAUCCUUGGGGUCCAUCUGAAAGACUUGAUAUCACUUUAUGAAGGCAUGCCAGACUACUUAGAGGACAAAAAAAUUAACAUAUACAAACUAUACUCUCUCUAUAACCACAUAAAUGAGCUGAUACAACUCCAGGAAAUGCCACUUCCCCUGGAGGCUAAUAUGGACCUUGUUCAUUUGCUUACACUGUCCCUUGAUCUUUACUACACAGAAGAUGAAAUUUAUGAGCUUUCAUAUGCACGAGAGCCACGAAGUCACCGAGCUGCCCCCUUGACACCUUCCAGACCACCAGUAGUUGCAGACUGGGCCUCAGGAGUAGCCCCAAAACCUGAUCCAAAAACCAUCAGCAAGCAUGUUCAGAGGAUGGUAGAUUCUGUCUUCAAAAAUUAUGACCAUGAUCAGGACGGAUACAUUUCCCAGGAAGAAUUUGAAAAGAUAGCCACCAGUUUUCCAUUCUCAUUUUGUGUAAUGGCAAAGGACUGGGAAGGCCUGAUUAGCAGGGAUGAAAUAACAGCUUACUUUAUGAGGGCUAGCUCAAUCUAUUCCAAAUUAGGACUUGGCUUUGCUCACAACUUUCAAGAAACCACUUACUUAAGGCCUACUUUCUGCGACAACUGUGCUGGAUUUCUAUGGGGAGUCAUUAAACAAGGAUACAGAUGUAAAGACUGCGGAAUGAACUGUCACAGGCAAUGCAAAGACCUGGUUGUGAUAGAAUGCAAGAGAAGACCCAAAACUUCAGUCGCAGACAGCAGCCCAACAUCUGCUCUUGCUUCAAGCCUCUGCCCAGUAGGAGUCAAAGAGCAAUUCCAUGGGCAAGAAGAAGGAGCAUUCACAUUUCCUAAUGGAGAAGCAGUGGAACACCAUGAAGACAGCAAGGACCGAACCAUUAUGCUCAUGGGUUCCUCAGCUCAGAAAAUCUCAGUGAGACUGAAACCAGCUGUGGUUCAUAAAGGUACACAGACUGAUCACGCACCGCUGGCUGGUGAUGCAUCUCAUAGGCAGACACAGAAGAAAGAACAUAGGAUGCCAGAAAAUCCUUACCUUCAGGCAGCUCCACCAUCCCCAUGUCCAAGCCCAAUUCUAGGCCGCAAAAAGGCAUACGUUAAAUGGGAAAACAAGGACUCCACACAGAAAAAGAAGGAGGAGCAUCACAGCUGUAAACCCUCAUACCGGGAACUUGAGCAGGAAAGAAAUAUUCUAAAGGCAGACAAUGAAGGUUUAAAGAUCCAACUGGAACAGGCACAUAAAACAAUUGAAUCUCUCACAAUACAGAGAAAAAACCAUGUAGUUGACAACCUACAACACGGAGACUGCUCCUAGCAGACAAGAGAGGAAAUCUCCUAAGGAGGAAUGUAAGACUGAAGGAAGGGUUGUGAUAAAGCUGCUUUACCAAGUGAACUGGAGAGACAGUCUGAAGGAUGUUAACAGAAAUAUUCUCUUUACUCAACACAUUUCCAUAUUAAACGUACACUCCUGAUUGUAUAAAUCCAUUCCUUUGACUUUUAAAGGUAAUUUAGCAUUAUCUGUGCAAUGAAAACAGUACCUUCUGGGUUUGCUUUUAAAAGGAGUGACGUUGCUGAAGUUUCUGUGGAUGAUGACAACCAUGUGGGUUCCCCAGUGGCUUGGCUGCCAGCAGCACACCUUACUCUACAAGUAGCUAUUCACAAGACUGCCACCUCAGAUUUGGCCCAAAUUCAGGUUUGUAGAAACAAAUGUUGAAUAAAGCUGAGUAUUUAAGUAAAACUGUACAAAUAUUCCACUAAGAGAAAGUGUCUUCUCAUUGUGGCUGAAACCAAUUAAAGUCAUGAAGUAAAGUGUCAUCUUUAUUUCCAAAGUUUAACAAGAAUAUUAAAAUAAGUAGUUAAGCUAAUAUUUGAUUAUUUGAUUCUUAGACUUUAAGAUGAACUGACAGUUUUUUUUUAAACCUCUUUCAGAGCUUUAGAAGUCCUGCUGCUCAAAUGUUUUCUUUUGUUAAGGUAAAAUAGAUGAGGCUAUAGAGAGUUUACACUGAAUACUGCCUCCAUUUUUGUGUUCCAUGCCACUGCUUGGAACACUUAGCUCUGUUUAUUUGGCUUAAGGGAUAACAUGUUGUCCACAUAUGGUAGAUAAGGGACAUGGUUGAUUAUUUUUCUCUCAUGUCAAAGUGGACACUGUUGUUGAGUAGAACCUCAAGGGCCGUAUUAUGAGGGGAACUACAGUAAUCCCAGUGCAACGGUUACUGUAUUCCAGAGAUCCUACCGUCUUCUGGUUCUAACCAAGGUUUCUUCACUUUCUGUCUCCUAGAUUUUACAGGCACUUUAGGUAAACAGUCAAGAUUGAGUGUGCUCUUCUGUGUGUAAAUUUUGUAUAGUAAAAGGUGCUAGGGAGGUAACUUAGUUUUCUUAAAGCUACAAAGUGUACAUAUUGUUAAGAGACAACAAAAUGGUCUUUCAAGUUACUGAUAAAUCUACUUGUCAGAAUAGCCAAUUUCAAAAUUGCAUUUACAUACCAAGAGAAACUGUAUGCUUACAGUUGUAUAAAUCUUGCAUUUAUCAAACAGGGAUUUGUCAUCACACAUUUAAACAUCAGAAACUUAUGACUUUGAUAUAUUUAUCUACAAAGUCCACUUAAUGCUCCUCAAAACUUGUAAGUUACAAGUCCAUUGUAGAUUGACAUUUAGUCAUCCUGUUACAAUAGCACAUGUGCUUUGUGUUCAGUGAUAUAAAUAUACAUUCUAUCCACAGUUUACAGCAGGUAUGCAAAUGCUUUAUUUAUUAAAAAAAAAAAAGUCUAUUUGAAACUACUUGCCAGUUUAGUGUUUCUAAAUUCUUGUUUUGAACUUGGAUUGUGCUUGCAUCUUCAUGUAUAAGUAAAAACAAACAGAGGGAAGUAGUAGUAGUAUACUGAUUUUGUUACCUUACUGUAAAUAACUGAAAUGCAUAGGACAAAACCCAGCAGCUGUGAAGAUUGUGCAGCUUUUUUUUCUCAUACACUAAACCUGAAUUUAUUAACAAUUAACAACAUGUAAUUGCACUUUGAUCAGUGAAGCAAUCAGAAAUUGAUACAUGAUUAUAAAUUUGUACAGUCUUAAAUGCUAAUUUAAUGUUUCUCUGUAUUGUCUUCUCAUUCCUACAAAUGAUCUGAGUGACUUAAAAGGGAUCAGCUUGCAGGAAUGUCUUACAGAACAAUUAUGUGGUGCUUGCUUCGUGUAUGCUGAAAACUUCCUGCUUCAAAGAAGUCAGUUGAUAGCUGGAGAAUUUCAGAGCUCUCAAAGUACCUUCAGGUUCUCUGCCCAAAGCCCCUUACAAUGUUUUUUUUCUUUUUUUUAAAUGGUCUUAGUCCCUUCUUCUUUCUUUUUGGACUUCCUUUUUCCUGCAUGAAAGACUAAUAUCAGAAACUGACUACAGGGAUACUGCUAAAACUGACAAAGCUACUGAAGAAAAAUCACUCACAUCUGUAUUACUAUUCAAGCUGCUUGAUGCUAGGAAAAAAGAUACAAUUAAAGUACUAAGUGCUGUUUAAGAGUCAUGUUAGUAAACAGUGAUAUUCAAAUUUAUCUUGUCAUGGCUAAUUUAAAUUAAAAGUGCUCACCUUUAUUCCUUCUCCAGGCUCAGCUUUGUUUCAUGUACAUACACGAAGGAAGAAAAAACAAGUGUGUGUCCUCCCACCCCAACGACUGUUUAUUUUUUAAGUGUGAAUUCUGAUCGUUCAAAGAGAAAAAUAAAUAGAUUGAGUAAUAUCACAACUAACAAGGCAAGGCUACUGUUCAUAUUCUGAUUAAACACAACUGUCUUUAAGGUAGCUUAUAUAUAUUUUGGGAAAUGCAUUUUUGUUACAGUAGCAGUCUGUUAUUUUAUUGUAACUGAUCUCUGUGUCAACCUGAAAAACUUUUGUUUCAGUGCUGUUUGAGAAGAUUAAGAAAAUGUACAGACUGUAAAGAAUUUAUAUAAAUUGUAAUAUUUCCGUUUACUAUUUAUAAUAGAAAAAAAAAUUAAAGUUGCACUUGAUGCCUCAGUUUGUAUCUCAAAGAAAUCUAAACCACCUCUAUUCAUCUUCCUUGACUCUGUCAUCUGAUCACUUCUGCAGGAUUAACCCAGUACCAGAGUCCCUAGUCUAGCUUCACCUUCUGUGAGCCAAGCCUUGGAACGCUGCCUCAGACAGCUUAGGAAGCCAGGUACUUGCAGAUUGCUCUUUUGGUAUUUUAGUGGUUGACAGAGUACACUGUUUUGCUACUCACUAUUCCAAGUAUUAUAAACCACAAUUCUUUGUUAGCAAAAUCUCUCACUUUUGUUAAGAAUGAUAACUCUGAAACGAUUUACAGCAUGAUAACCAAGUUUCAACAAGGCUUCUGCCAUGUCUGCUCAUGCUGGCUAUUACACAGGCACCACUGUCGCAUCCCGAAGACUUGCUGAUCUCUACCUUGUAGUAAACCUCAGAAUACCUGAUCUCAAAGAUGCUUUUAUAUGGGGUAAUGAAGAUUCAUUCAGUUGUCUUCAAUCAUCUGAGGGAGGUGAGGGAAGAAGACAAGGAGUGCAGACUAGCUACUGAAAACACAAUUCUUCUUUAUAGGAGCUCUACAGUCUUGUACAUACAGAACAAGUUGUGUUUUACUUCAUUAUAGAAAUGAAAAAAAAAAAAGAAAGAAACUUCAGAAGUAAUUGGAAGAUUUCCAUAAUUACAUAACGACAAAAUUAUUUUUUUUUAAUUAAGAUAAAAUUUUUUACUACGAUAAAAUUUAACUGAGAUUCCUUAGUAAUCCCAGGUAAUAUAAUAGUGAUAUAUUUGUGACAUGCUCUGUCUGUUGAAAUUUUCCUGUAUUGUUACCUACAGCCUUUUUCAUUUUGGUCAAAAUACAGCUGUUAUUUUUCAUCAUAAAAAGUAAGUUCCAUCACCAUUAUAAAUCAGCAGCAGGAAUUCUUCCUUACAAACACAGGAGGAACAAAUGAUAGUGGAUUCAAAUCACACUACACAAGUGAUGCAAAUAACUUCAAAUACAGUACUUUAUUCCUCAGUGUUUACAGCUGUUAACAAAAGUAUCUCUCCCAAAUCCUGAAAAAACCCACUCACCUAUUUUUCAAUUCUCAAAUAAAACAAUAUUCAUAUAGAUAUUCACUAAGUGUGAUUAAACACAAAAAUGCUCACAAGCAUGUAUGAAAAUCUUUUACUUACAGCAGAAUUUUUGAAAAUGCCUUUUUUCAAGAUAAACAUACAAAAUUUGAGAAGAAGUUUAAAUCAAUUAUUUUCAUGGUAUUGCAUCUUUUGAUAAAUUAAAAGCAUACGUUCUGACAACAUAGGACAGAAAAGGAUACCUCUAUGAAAUGUAGUGGUGCUUACAUUAGUUUUCAAGUACUGGAUUCACAUUUUGGAAUUAUUUAAGAAAAACUGAAAUGGUCAAAUUAAAAAACCAAAA
This is a messenger RNA of Tyto alba (common barn owl), 6829 nucleotides long. It is a transcript of the gene RASGRP1, whose product is annotated as RAS guanyl releasing protein 1. The transcript is spliced from 17 exons. Bases 403 to 2760 code for a protein of 785 amino acids. Gene Ontology annotation, cellular component: plasma membrane. NCBI's taxonomy places the organism in Eukaryota, Metazoa, Chordata, Aves, Strigiformes, Tytonidae. Gene Ontology annotation, molecular function: calcium ion binding; guanyl-nucleotide exchange factor activity. Gene Ontology annotation, biological process: Ras protein signal transduction; positive regulation of GTPase activity. The record is from RefSeq and is a predicted model, not a curated record.